UGUGACACAUCGCUAAUGGUAUUUUUGCCAUGCCGGUCACACCAACACAUUGUUUACGCUCGAGACGCACGCAUGGCGACGAAUUUUUGUGCAAAUUACGUGAUUAUUGAGCAUAAAAGCUGAAUUAAAGCAGCACCGCCUUUGCGAUGGCCAGCAGCCGCGACAUAAAGCCACGCAUCAUGGCCGAACCGGCGCACAUACAGCGCCUGGAAGUGGCGCUAAAUAUGCGGCCCUUCAUGGAGAUGGCCAAGCGGGUGCUGAAGCAGCCGCUGAGCAGCAGCAACGAGGAGAGCGACACGGACAACGAGGGGCUGCCAGAGCUAAAGGGCGACGCUGACACGGAGUCCGAUGACUCCUCCACGGUGGGUGUGAUCAAGUGCAAGAAGGCGUCGCAGCGCUGCAAGAAGCGUCUAUUCUGCAGCAAGGAGGAGCGACAGAGUGUCAAGGCGCAGCUGUACAACUUUAAUGAUUUGACCAGCGACCGGGAAUGGCUGUACGAUCUGCUUCUAAGCGACUCGGAAAGCGAUGAGCCGAUUGGCAACGAGGACGAGUACAUCCAUCAGAUCCUACGCGAGCACAUACGCGAGCAGCGGCAGCGCAAAAAUUACUACAAAAAGCCAACGAACGCGCAAUAUGCCUACUACGGUGCCAGUUUGCUGUCCAAUCAUGACAUCUAUGCGGAGCGACAGCAGGCCACAGCGGGUGUGCGCAAGCGUCGCCGUCGCACCAAGCAGGAGAUACUCAUGGCCCGCCUGGCCGAGGCACAGGCACCAAAGCUGCCGAAACAACAGAAGCGGCGGGGACGUAAGAAGCAAACGACAAUUAUGGACUCGCCAGAGUCCGGAGAAGUGCCUCCCUCGGAGCUGGGCAGAUACACCUACGGGGACACGCUGCCCACCAAUGACGAGGAGGAGGAUGACAACGGCGAGGUGGACUACAAGCGGGAGCUGGCCAGCCUUGCACUGGACUUUCCUGAGGAGGAGGAAAUCGAGGAGGAGGUGGAUGUGGUGGGCGGUGCCGAUGGGCAGGUGACCAAGGUGCGAAGGAAGCGCAAGAAUCCAGCCGCGUUGGCGGCGCGACGUCGUCGCAUCUGGCAGAUUAUGUCGAAGAAGGAGUGCGGCCGACUGCAGAGGAUUACAAGCAACAACCACAAGGAGAUGCUGGCCAACUGCAAGCGUGUGGCGUCCAUGUGCUCCAAGGUGGUGCGCCAGCGGGCCAUCAAUUCGCAGCGCAUCAUGAAGGAGACGGUGUGGCGGGCCAAGCGGCUGACGCGGGAAAUGCUCGCCUACUGGAAGCGGUAUGAGCGCGUGGAGCGUGACCAGAAGCGCAAGCAGGAGCGCGAGGCGGAGGAGCAGCGCAAGCAGGACGUGGAGCUCAUCGAGGUGAAGCGACAGCAGCGGAAACUCAACUUUUUGAUCACCCAAACGGAGCUGUAUGCACACUUUAUGUCCAAGAAGCUGGGCCAGGGCACGGAGGAGGAUCAACUGAGGAUUCUGAGCCAGCUUGAUGAGGAGACAAAUGCCCGACUGGCCGUUCCAGACGACUACGAUCCCGUGGAAAUGAAGCAGCUGGCCAAGGAGCAUGCCGAGGCGGCCAUGCAGCGGGAUUUGGACAAGACGCGCGCCUUCGAUGUGCUCCCCAAGAAGCAGGAAGAGUGCAAAGACGAUGCGGAGGAGGAGCAAGCCAUGGAGGCCUUUGAUGUUUUUGCCAAAAAGGAAGAGGAGGAGGAUACGGACAUGGACGCACCAGAGACGCGCGCGGAGAUGAAGGAUCUGCCGCAGCCGCAAAUGUUCAAGGGCACGCUCAAGGGCUACCAGAUCAAGGGCAUGACGUGGCUGGCAAACAUCUACGAUCAAGGCAUCAGCGGCAUUCUAGCCGACGAGAUGGGCCUGGGCAAAACCGUGCAGUCCAUCGCCUUCCUCUGUCACAUUGCCGAGCAUUAUGGGGUGUGGGGCCCGUUCCUGAUCAUCUCCCCUGCCUCCACGCUGCACAACUGGCAGCAGGAGAUGUCGCGUUUUGUGCCGGACUUUAAUGUCGUCCCCUACUGGGGUUCGCCGAGCGAGCGUAAGAUCCUGCGGCAGUUUUGGGACCAGAAACAGCUGCACACACGCGACGCCAGCUUCCAUGUGGUGAUCACGUCGUACCAGCUGGUAGUCAGCGAUUACAAGUACUUCAAUCGCAUCAAGUGGCAGUACAUGGUGCUGGACGAGGCGCAGGCGAUCAAGAGCGCCGCCUCGCAGCGCUGGAAGCUGCUGUUGGGCUUCAGUUGCCGCAAUCGGCUGCUGCUCAGCGGCACACCCAUCCAGAACAGCAUGGCCGAGCUGUGGGCGUUGCUGCACUUCAUAAUGCCCACGCUGUUCGACUCGCACGACGAGUUCAACGAGUGGUUCUCCAAGGACAUUGAAUCGCAUGCCGAAAACAAAACAGGCAUCGACGAGCUGCAAAUUUCGCGCCUUCACAUGAUCCUCAAGCCCUUUAUGCUGCGUCGCAUCAAGAAGGAUGUGGAGAACGAGCUGUCCGACAAGAUUGAGAUUAUGGUCUACUGCCCCCUGACCAUACGCCAGAAGCUGCUCUAUCGCGCCCUCAAGCAGAAGAUACGCAUCGAGGAUCUUCUGCAUUUGACGAGCGGCUCGAGUGCUCCCUCGUCGGCGUCCUCGAACCUCAUGAAUCUGGUCAUGCAGUUCCGCAAGGUGUGCAAUCAUCCGGAGCUGUUUGAGCGUCGUGACGCGAGGAGUCCGUUCUUUAUGCGCUGUGCGGAGUAUGUGCUGCCAAGGCUUGUCCACGAGGAGGCACUACUACUCCGAGCACUGCCCAGUCGCAGGCAUUUACUGUACAAUCGUUUCAACAUCUUCAAGUCGGAGUACAUACAGCGAUCGCUUUUCGACGAUGUGAGCGUUGAAAGCUGCUUUGGCUUUACGCGUUUCUGUGAUCUAUCAUUGGGGGAUGUACUCGAUGUCACGCUUCAUGGAUUGAUUGAUUUCCUUUUGCAUUAUCGUCGAGUGCUGGAAAAAUAUCCCCUACUGUCCUACCGCCGCCAAUGGUGGCCACAUCUAAAAGCCACAUUUUAUCAGCUGCUGGAGCCCAUGCUGGAGAGCAAACUGCUGCCACAAUUCAUGCUCUCAGACAGUGUACUUAAGAAUUUUCUGUUCACAGCAAUGACCACCAAUGAGAGCAGCGUUUAUGCCUUCGGGGAUUAUUGCACCUACAACAUGCAGGAGACCAUCGAGCAUCGUGUGAUACGCUCCAAAGUGCUCAAACAAAAGACAGCCACGCUGAUUGAGGAGCUGGUGGAUGUGGAAGUCGAAGAGCAGGUUAAGCAGGAGCUCGAAAUCGAGUCCGUGGAGGUGCAAACCAAAUCGAAUACCAAGAGCGAUGUCAAGGUGCAAACGUUGCUGCUGUUGCCAGAGUUUCCGCAUCGUUUACGGCAGCCGAGGAGCUACCAUUGCGAGCCGCUGUCCAUGCCGCGACUGCUCUAUGCGUUGGGUCAGCGGGUACAGGCGGUGGAUAGGCAUUUAUACUGCGAGAGUCGUGCUGCUGCCUGGACACAAAUACGUCAUGUGCAGUGCGAAAAUGCUGUGGGCAGAGAGCUUGUGUCCUCCAGCCUGGCACUGUGCAAGCCACGUAGUGGUUGGUCCUCCAUUGUGGUGCCCGACAAGGAGACGUUGAUCACGGAUGCGGGCAAGCUGUUUGUACUCGACACACUGCUCACACGGCUGAAGGCAGAGGGCCAUCGCGUGCUGAUCUAUUCACAGAUGACCAAAAUGAUAGACCUGCUAGAGGAGUACAUGUGGCAUCGAAAGCAUCGUUACAUGCGCUUGGAUGGCUCCAGCAAGAUCUCAGCGCGUCGCGACAUGGUCGCCGACUUUCAGACGCGUGCGGACAUUUUCGUAUUUUUGCUCUCGACGCGCGCUGGAGGUUUGGGCAUUAAUCUAACAGCAGCAGACACGGUAAGUGGUUAGACUUUACCUAUUAGA
Molecule: messenger RNA, 3974 nt
Organism: Drosophila subobscura
Lineage: Eukaryota; Metazoa; Arthropoda; Insecta; Diptera; Drosophilidae
Product: chromatin-remodeling ATPase INO80-like
Exons: 8
Coding region: 147-3959 (1270 amino acids)
Biological process (GO): DNA repair
Cellular component (GO): Ino80 complex
Molecular function (GO): ATP-dependent chromatin remodeler activity; DNA binding; ATP binding
Source: RefSeq, a predicted model, not a curated record